Molecule: messenger RNA, 642 nt
Organism: Coccomyxa subellipsoidea C-169
Lineage: Eukaryota; Viridiplantae; Chlorophyta; Trebouxiophyceae; Coccomyxaceae
Product: Maf-like protein
Exons: 4
Coding region: 1-642 (213 amino acids)
Molecular function (GO): nucleoside triphosphate diphosphatase activity
Source: RefSeq, a predicted model, not a curated record
AUGAUCCUUGAACACGUGCAUAGUUUUUUUAAUCACCGAAUUUUUCUUGCCUCUGCAUCUCCGAGGCGCAGAGAGAUUCUUCAGAACAUAGGCCUGCAUGUGGUACCAAGCACGUUUGAGGAGAACUUAGAUAAGAACCUCUUCCAGAAUGGCGCAGCAUAUGCAUUGGAGACAGCCAAACACAAGGCCAUGGAGGUGUCAAAGAGGACCUGGCUUGCAAGUGACCUGCCUCAUCUUGUCAUUGGGGCAGACACAGUGGUGGAGCUGGAGGGCAGCAUCCUAGAGAAACCAAAGGAUGCCGCCAAUGCCGAGUCCAUGCUCAGCAGGCUGAGUGGGCAGCGACACGCAGUGCACACAGGCGUCGCCAUGGUUCUCCCACACUUCACAGGAGAGGAUGGGCAGCUGUUCACUCGCUCAUUCUCGUCCACCACCUCUGUGGACUUUGAUGAGCUGUCCCUCUCCGAGAUCAGAGCCUACAUCGAGACAGGGGAGCCCUUUGGCAAGGCGGGGGCGUAUGGGAUUCAGGGGCCAGCAGGGGCGUGGGUGAAGCGCAUAGAGGGGUGCUAUUUCAAUGUGAUGGGGUUUCCGCUGCACGACUUUGCGGCAGAGGUUGCAGCGCUGCUGCAAAGCGGGCAUCUUUGA